AUGGCAGAUUUCAAGGCUUACCUCGACGAGCUCGAACAAGACUUCAUAGUCGAUACAGCAAAGCUCAAACAUGUCACUAACCACUUUGUCCAAGAACUGGAAAAAGGACUAAGCAUAAGAGGCGGAAACAUCCCAAUGAAUCCGACAUGGGUAAUGAACUACCCAGACGGCAAUGAGACAGGGAAAUAUCUUGUUCUAGACAUGGGAGGAACAAACCUCCGAGUCUACUCCAUUCAACUCACCAGCGAAAAAGGUGGUUUCGAAGUCAACCAGGAAUCACACAAGCUCCCAGAAAAGCUCAAGACUGCAACCGCUGAUGAACUCUGGGACUUUGUUGCAGGACGUCUUGAAUCCUUCCUUCAGUCAGCAGACUUUGACCUGAGCACCGAGAUUGAUCUGAGCUUUAUCUUUUCGUUCCCAACCACACAGAGGACAAUAGAUGAGGGUAUCUUACAGAGAUGGACAAAGGGCUUCAACAUCUCGAACACUGAAGGAGUAGAUGCCGCCGAGUCAUUGAGGCGAGCCAUCAAGAAAAAGAACCUCCCACUGAAGGUCUGUGUUGUAACAAAUGAUACAACCGCGACAAUGAUGGCCUCGGCCUACCUCAACUCUGAAACCGAAAUCGGCUGCGUUUUCGGCACAGGCUGCAAUGGCGCUUACUUCGAAAAGGUUUCGGCCAUUCCCAAGCUCGCAAACGACAACUUGAACGCAGAGUCAUUCAUGGCUAUUAACUGCGAAUGGGGUGCUUUCGACAACGAGCAUGCUGUAUUGCCAUUGACAUCAUAUGAUAUUGCCAUUGAUAACGACUCUCCAAGAAAGGGACAGCAGGCCUUCGAGAAGAUGGUUGCAGGCCUUUAUCUCGGAGAACUCUUCCGUCGGAUUAUUUUGGAGAUUCAUCAGAGGGAUCCCCAAAGUUUCUUGGAGGGGCAGAGUAUUGAGAAAUUGCAAGAUACUUAUUGCAUUGACUCCUCUUUUCUAUCCGCGAUCGAAGAGGACACAUCGGAUGGUCUACGAGAAGCCUACAAGACAUGCGUUUCAAGCCUGGGUAUCUCCCCAACACAUGCAGAGCUUCAAUUUAUGAAAGGAGUCGCUAGACUUAUAACUACCCGUGCCGCUCGUUUGUCAGCAACCGGUGUGGCAGCCAUCUGCCAGAAGCGUGAACUGCAGAGAUGUCACGUUGGAGUCGAGGGCUCGCUGUUCGAAAAGCAUCCCCAUUUCCAGAUGGAGUUGUCAAAGGCUGUCAGCGAAAUCCUUGCAUCUGAAGCUGAACCUGAGUCAAGAAAGGAUAAUGUGGAGUUUAUGCUUUCACCUGGUAGUGGCGUGGGUGCUGCUAUUAUUGCUUCCACCUUGAAACAAAGGUGA
Molecule: messenger RNA, 1362 nt
Organism: Fusarium venenatum
Lineage: Eukaryota; Fungi; Ascomycota; Sordariomycetes; Hypocreales; Nectriaceae
Biological process (GO): carbohydrate phosphorylation; intracellular glucose homeostasis; mannose metabolic process
Cellular component (GO): cytosol; mitochondrion
Molecular function (GO): fructokinase activity; glucokinase activity; D-glucose binding
Source: RefSeq, a predicted model, not a curated record